This is a messenger RNA of Leptinotarsa decemlineata (Colorado potato beetle), 3202 nucleotides long. It is a transcript of the gene Strip, whose product is annotated as Striatin interacting protein. Gene Ontology annotation, biological process: cytoskeleton organization. Gene Ontology annotation, cellular component: cytosol. Lineage: Eukaryota; Metazoa; Arthropoda; Insecta; Coleoptera; Chrysomelidae. The record is from RefSeq and is a predicted model, not a curated record.
CUGUCACUGUAAGUACAUUUUGAAAACCAAAAAUAAAAACCAAAAUAUCAAUAUCGAAUAAUCAUUAUAUGGUACAUUGAUACAUAAUCAUAAGUGACUAAGUGAAGCAAGUGGGUAUAAAGAAUAGAGCUUCGUUGAGUAGUUUAUGUUAGUAUUUUACGAAUUUAAUGAAAUAUUCGUUUUUCAACCAAGGAAGCAAAAGGUUAACAAACAUGAUCUUAUAUAGGCCUUUCACCUAAAUUAUGGGUGAUUUCUGGGACUAUAAUAACUUUCAUCUCUCGUCAAGUCUCCUAAAUUAUAAUUCACAAAUUCCUACAGAACAGAUUUCUGAAAUAUAUCAGUACCCUGAUAAUCAAUAUCAGAGUUCACCAUACUGCCAGCUUCAAAGCAAUGAGCCAUAUAUUUAUCAGAGUGUGACUCUGCUUCAAGGAGGACCUUAUAGUGUGCCAACAUCGAGUGCAUUCGAGUCACAUUUUGGAAACGGUUUCAAUUGCCAAUUACAGCAGAACCACCAACAAACUCCAGGUUCAGUGCUAUCACAUGAAUUCACAAGAGAUAUAGAAGACUACAGCUGUAAAUCCAGAACUAAGAAAAUUGGAAGUGACUUUGGACAAAUAAACAAAUCUAAAACCAGCAUGGACUCCAACGGAAACGGAUCUGGUAGUAUCGCCAGAGACUCUGCCAUGGCCCCAAGAAAAAUCAACAUCUUUGAGCCCGCCGAAGAUCUCGACUUCAUUUACGACGAUUGUGACACCCAUGCCAAUGAAAUAGCUGAGUUGUACAGCUAUACAGAAAACUCCGAUCUUCAGCAGAACUUAUCAUCCUUCGAGGAACAAAUGAAUAACUAUCGUAUAUCCCACAUAUCAUGGAGGCAGCUGUCUCUCACCGAGAAAAGUUCCAUCAUAAUGAAAAUUCUGAAUCAGUUGGAACUUAGUGAUAAGAAAACUAGAAUCCAGAGUGCUAAGUGUAUUUUGUAUAUUGCCCAAGGUGGUUGGUUAGGAUUGACAAGUGACAUAGAAGUUCUGAGUAGCGCAAAAGAAAGCUGUUUGUUAUUGUAUAAGUUAGGGACUUUCAGUGCUUUCAUAGACCUUUUGAAUCUAGAAAUGGACAACAACAUUCCAAUUAACAAAACAGCUGUUUCCAUAACGGAUUCUGAAAACUUGAGAGUAAUUUUAACGGUGUUAUAUUCAAUUACAGAGGUUAUUCGCAGUGAGAGAGAAGUUCACCCUGACAUUUAUAAUUCGUUUUGUUCAGAAAUAAUGAACGGUAAAAACGAUGAAUCAAUAAUACUGAAGUUACUCGAUAUGUUGACGAAAUUUUGCAGCGGCGUCUCCCCUCAUUUCCCAAUAAAGAAAGUAUUGCUACUCCUCUGGAAAUUAAUUCUUUUGGCACUGGGUGGUACUAACGAGCUGAGGAUAUUGAAAGCCAAAUAUCGUGAAAAGGCUUCCUUACCUGCGCAGGUAGAGGAUACCAUGGAGAUCAUGAAAUCUAUGCGGCCAUCGUCACCCCCGAGCUUUCCUCCGGAUCUCUUGGAAGAUCAAAAUCAAAGGCGUAAGAGAAGUUUGGUGAAGCAGAGCAGUUUAGAAGAUAACGAGCCGAUCGACAUGGAAAUAUUCGAAAAUGAAGAUAGCUACAUGAAGACCAGGGAAAGCAUGUCUGUCUUUGAGAGGCUUCAAGAUAUAUCAGCUUUCAGCGAGAAAUCGAAAAGUUUAAAGUUACCUUGGAAGCCCAAAGUUCACAAGAAGGAAAUAGAUCUGUUCCUGAAUUUGGCACGGGAGAAGUUCAUAGGGUAUAGUUUGGAAGGGGACGAUAGUACAAUGUUUGGUUUGCCCAAGCCCAUUCAUGAUAGUAUAAAUACCUUGAGGGAGCAUAUCUACACACCCCUGGCUGAGUUACAAACGCAGAAAGAAGAAGUCAUCAGCAGAAAUCCCUUCACAGCAAAGGAUGAAAUAGAGCUGACUCCAGCUGAAGCUCUAUAUCAAGCCAUGUUUCCAAACUUACCUCAGUACAUGAUAUGCUUAUUGAAGAUUUUACUGGCCACAACUUCUAGAGCCAAGACUUCCAGUGACUCUAUCAACAUAUUAGGUGAUGUAUUACCAAAAGAAAUGCCUUUGACUGCGUUUCAGACGAUGAAAUUAGGGAUUGAUGUAAACAGGCACAAAGAAAUAAUAGUGAAAGCCGUAUCAGGAAUUCUUCUACUCCUGCUGAAACAUUUCAAAUUGAAUCAUAUCUACCAGUUUGAGUUCAUGUCCCAGCAUCUGGUUUUUGCGAACUGCAUUCCGUUGAUUCUCAAAUUUUUCAACCAAGAAAUAAUGAUGUAUGUCAAAGCGGCAAACAGCAUCCCAAUAUUAGAUUUCCCUUCUUGUAUUCUCGGAGAUCAGUCGGAAUUGAAUGCCGACAUAGAAAUCGGUUGUGACUCGAAGUAUUGCUGGAGGAAUGUGUUUUCUAGCAUCAACCUACUUAGAGUUUUGAAUAAGUUGUGCAAGUGGAAAAAUUCCCGCAUAAUGAUGCUGGUUGUUUUCAAAUCAGCUCCAAUUUUGAAACGCACCCUCAAAAUGCGUCAAGCCAUGGCACAACUAUAUAUUUUAAAGCUUCUCAAGAUGCAAACUAAAUACCUUGGCAGAAACUGGAGAAAAUCUAACUUAAAAACCGUCAGUCUUAUUUACCAGAAAGUACGGCAUCACUUGAAUGAUGAUUGGGCGUACGGCAACUUUUUGGACGCUAAACCAUGGGAUUUCCAAGCUGAGGAAAUCUCCUUGAGGAGUGCCGUAGAUAGAUUCAACAGUCGAAGGUAUAUGAAAGCGAAUGAAAAUGAGUUUGAACCCGUCGACAGUAAUUUGACCAGCGCUCUAGGUCUUGAAAUCAUGUUCUCAGAAAAUUUUCAAAAAAACUAUCAUCUCUGGUUAGAGGAUGAAGUUUUCAGGAAUGAAAUUGAUUGGGAUAAGUUGUUUUGAGAGUUCAGCUGGUUUAUUUCCAAUAUUUUUUAAGUCUCAACACCCUGUAUUUCGUCAAAUGAAAAAAUAAUGCAUGAUCGUCAAUUAGGUCAGGAUGUAUUUAUUGUGUAAAAGUAGAAAGAAACAUAAUUUAUUGCAGUUAUUUAAAUUAUUUCAGUCGCCCUCGUGAGAGUAUGGGUAUUUUUAUUAUAGGCAAAAAUUAUUGUAUUUAUUGAUUUUUUGUUAUUAAAUUAUUGUAUUUGAAUUAA